AUGGCGGUUGGAGAUGAGCACGCCCUGUACAAGCCGCCCCCGCCCGGCGACGCCGGCGGCUACCCCGGCCAUCCCGGAUUCUCACUGGAGACGCGCGCCAUCGUGGCGGUGGUUGCGAUCCUGGCGAUUUUCUGGCUAGCAAAAAGGAUCUUUGGGCGGACGUUCCCAAGCUCUCAUGGCUCCUGUAUACUGCUGGUGGGCCCUUCUGGAGCGGGAAAGACUGUUUUGUCCCAUAAGCUGCAGGAGGGAGGUGCUCUCAAUGGCACUGUAGCACCUAUGGAAGACAGCGAAGGCAACCUAAUCCAGCAGGCGGGCAUAGAUGGCAAUGUGCACUUUGUUGACUUGCCAGGCCACCCGCGGCUGAAAGACAGGCUGGACAUGCACAUCAGCAUGGCCGCUGGCAUCAUCUUCAUGCUGGAUGCCACCGACUUCAUGCCCAACAGCAAGAAGGUCGCUGAGCAGCUUUUUGACCUCCUGUCACACCCAGUGUUUUGUAGCCACCAUCUUCCACUCCUGCUGGCAUGCAACAAAGCAGACCUUGGGGCCAAGGCACACACAGACACCUUUAUCGUCAAGCUUCUGGAGAAGGAAAUUGAGAGCCUUCGAACUGUCCAUAGCAAUCUGGAGGGAGAUGGCCCGACAGUGGGCAAGGAGGGGGAGGUAUUCUCUUUCAAGCACGUUGUGUCAAAGGUUGCAGUGGCCAAGAUUUCUGCCAUCACGGGUGACAUCGGGCCUGUGCUGCAAUUCACUCGUGACUGUAUCGGGCAUUGA
Messenger RNA from Ostreobium quekettii, 771 nucleotides. The record is from the annotation of a GenBank genome assembly. NCBI's taxonomy places the organism in Eukaryota, Viridiplantae, Chlorophyta, Ulvophyceae, Bryopsidales, Ostreobiaceae.